Molecule: messenger RNA, 1260 nt
Organism: Geosmithia morbida
Lineage: Eukaryota; Fungi; Ascomycota; Sordariomycetes; Hypocreales; Bionectriaceae
Exons: 2
Coding region: 1-1260 (419 amino acids)
Source: RefSeq, a predicted model, not a curated record
AUGCCGACAUGGCCCCGCACACUGCGUCGCCACGUCCCGAGGUCCGGGCACUCGUCGCGACAGUCUCUCACGACGCGUUCCGCCGGCCAUGAACGCGUCGACGUGCCCUGUGGCUCCUCGGGGGACGUCACGAUAGACCUCUUCAACCUCGACAACCACGGCCCUAACGCCGCCGUUGUCAUCUACCUCCCCCCGUUCCCGUGGCACAGCAGCGACAGCACGACGCCCACUUUCCUCCCCGAGCCGCUCCGACACCUUCCUGUCGCAUGCAUCAACUACCGGUGGGAGAGGGUGCGGCAUGGCCUGGCCCCCAUAGACGGCACGCCCCUGCCGGCGCAAUGGCCCGCGCCCGUGCACGAUACGGCAUUCGCCUACGCGUGGCUGAAGGAGCGGCUCGCGCCGCCGGGCGUGGGUCGCCGCAACGCCUACGUCUGCGGGUCGUUCCUGGGCGCCAGCCUGGCCGCGUCGCUAGCCCUGACCGAGUGUCACGCCCACGCCAGGUUCGGCAUAAGGGGUCUCGUGGCCCACAACGGCGUGUACAACUGGACGGCGUUCCUCCCCGGGCACCCGCUGCACAGGCGCAAGGCGACGGCGAACCCUCUCUUGGCUCCACCGCCACCCCCGCUGGCCGAGGGACUGCGGUUGCGGGAGCUGAGGCAGUUGAUGGGCGGCCUGUUCCCCGGCCCGGAAUGCCUGUUCGACCCUUUCGCCAGCCCCAGCCUCUUCUUCCACUCCCCCGGCCUCCAUGUGCCGCGCGACUUUGACGACGAUCCGUCGUCGGUGUCGUCGCCCCUAGCCGACAUGGUGUCCCGCAUGACGGGCCGGGGUGUAAACGAUGACGGGGAGAACCGAGCCGCCGAGGCCCUCAAGCCCCCGCGCAAGUCCCACCUCAUCUUCCCGCCCAGGACGUCGACGCUCAAGAUCCCCGAGACCCUUCUCCUGCACGACAGGCACGUCGUCGCCGCCGUCACCGCCGCCGCGAAGAAGGGUGGGAGGAAGCGUACCCCUGCUUCGGCCAAGAGACGCGGCAACACCUUCGCCACGCAGGCCGACGAGCUGGCCGGGUUUAUGCGUCGCAGCGUCGAAAAGGUCGAGAUCAAAGAGCGUAAGAAGUGGGACUGUGACAUGGAUGGCGGGUGGGACGCAGAGCCUGAGCGUAGGGUGCGCGUCGUGGAACUGGAUGAGGCUGAUGGGCUUGAGAUGGGGGCCGAGGGGCAGGAGACUGCUCUGAAUUGGCUUGAGGAUAGACUCAGACGGUGA